AUGUAGAUGAAUUUCCCUACCAGCUCUCUCAAGAAAAGACCAGUGACUCCAAUCAAAUAACAUGUGUCUACAUCUGUCAGUUUAAAGCAAGAAUCUCUCUCUCCUUGGAACUAGAAAAAAUAGAUACCACACAAGAGUAAAUACAACUAAAAUUCCCUCAAAGGGCAUUAUGAUGAGUUUACAACUAAUUAUGAGCUAAGAAAGAUUCGUUAGGAGCAGCAUUAAAUUUAACAAGCUACAGAUCAAAAUUUCAACAUCACCAAUUAAGCAAAAAAAUACAAGAAUACCCGACAAAAUAAUGGCAGUAGGACUCCAAAUGAUGGCAAGAAUCAUGUUUUUAAGCCAGUCAUUAAGGUGAGAGAGUCUAAGUCAGAGGAUCAGAAAAAGAACAGUAUAUUAACAUACUAUUAGAUUGGAAAAAUUUUGUCAAGUGGUAUGAUAGGAAUUGUUUACUUAGGAAGAUGCAACUCAACUAAAAUUCCGGUGAGUUUGAAGGUAAUGAGCAUUCAGAGAAUUAAUGAGAAGAAAAUCAUGCAAAAUCUUAUAUGCGAGAUUGAAAUAUUAAAAGCAAUCAGGAAACUCAAAGGUUGUGUGUAGCUGAUUCAAUGCUUGAAUGAUGAAAAAUAUAUCACUUUGGUCUUCAGAUACUAUGAAAAAGGUGAUUUGUACCAUAAUCUUAAAAAGCAACCAGGUGGAAUCUAUUAGGAGGAUUUAUGCAAGAGUUUGUUUAGAUAAAUAGUUGAAUCCUUGGUAUAAUUGCACAAAAGACAAAUAGUUCACAGAGAUUUAAAGCCUGAGAACAUUCUCAUCACAGAGGAUUAUGAGACUGUUAUAAUUGACUUUGGAUUUGCUUUAAAGAAGAAUCACCCUAUGUUUCUCAAAUUUAAUGUUGUUGGCACACCUGAAUUCUAUCCCAUUGAGAUGCUAGUAAAGAAAGCAAAUGGAAGAAUUGAGUAUGACGAGAAAGUGGACAUUUGGUGUAUUGGUGUUAUUCUAUUUGAGAUGCUCUAUGGCUAAACUCCCUUCCAUGAUCGGGACAAAGAUAGGAUCAAAGAGAGAAUUGUGAAACUAAUUUAUGAAUUUCCUCACAGUAGAUACUCUUAAGCAGAGGACUUAAUCAUGCAGAUCUUGACACAACCUGAUGAGAGAAUUUCAUUGAAAGAUAUUUUAAAACACAAAUGGUUAUAGAAGAGUAAAGUUUAAAUGAAGAAGGAAGAAUGA
This is a messenger RNA of Stylonychia lemnae, 1221 nucleotides long. The record is from the annotation of a GenBank genome assembly. Lineage: Eukaryota; Ciliophora; Spirotrichea; Sporadotrichida; Oxytrichidae.